Molecule: messenger RNA, 1162 nt
Organism: Cervus elaphus (red deer)
Lineage: Eukaryota; Metazoa; Chordata; Mammalia; Artiodactyla; Cervidae
Gene: PTHLH
Product: parathyroid hormone like hormone
Exons: 5
Coding region: 489-1022 (177 amino acids)
Biological process (GO): adenylate cyclase-activating G protein-coupled receptor signaling pathway; bone mineralization; osteoblast development
Cellular component (GO): extracellular region
Molecular function (GO): hormone activity; peptide hormone receptor binding
Source: RefSeq, a predicted model, not a curated record
GGGUGGGAGGGGGGCGCCCGGCCGCCGGCGGGACGCUCCCAGCUCUGGGCUCCCCUCGGCUCGCUCGGGCCCAGCUGGGCCCGCUCGGGUCGCCGCCCCCGCCCCCCGCGCGCCCGCGCCCUCUCUCGGCCCGCGCGCGUUCCUAGGGCGCCACCUCUUUGCGACUCGCUCACUUCUCCGGCAGGUUUCCCUGCGAGCGUGUGAACAUUGCCCAGCUCGGCUUUCAACUCGCUUCCAACCUGCACCGCCCGGCCAGCAUGCCUCCCCGGCCGUGAAGCGGGGCCGCCGCCGCCCCUCCGCGCCGCUGGUAACCCGCCCUCGCCGCCACCUGGCCCUCCUGAUCGACGACACACGCACUUAAAACUUGUUCUCAGGGUGUGUGGAGUCAACUUUCCGGAAGCAACCAGCCCACCAGAGGAGGUAGACAGACAGCUAGUUGGAGUAGCUGAUUCCUAAAUAAUUGCAGGUCCCCAGAGCGAGAGGAUACGAUGCUGUGGAGGCUAGUUCAGCAAUGGAGCGUCGCGGUGUUCCUGCUGAGCUAUUCGGUGCCCUCCUGCGGGCGCUCGGUGGAGGAGCUCGGCCGCCGACUCAAAAGGGCUGUGUCUGAGCACCAGCUCCUCCAUGACAAGGGGAAGUCCAUCCAAGAUUUACGGCGUCGGUUCUUCCUCCACCACCUGAUCGCGGAAAUCCACACAGCCGAAAUCAGAGCUACCUCGGAGGUGUCCCCCAACUCCAAGCCUGCUCCCAACACCAAGAACCACCCUGUCCGCUUUGGGUCUGAUGAUGAGGGUAAAUACCUGACUCAGGAAACUAACAAGGUGGAGACAUACAAAGAGCAGCCACUGAAGACGCCUGGCAAGAAAAAGAAAAGCAAGCCUGGCAAACGCAAGGAGCAGGAAAAGAAGAAACGGCGAACUCGGUCAACCCUGCUGACCUCAGGCGUGGCUGGGACUGGGCUGGAAGAGGACUACCUAUGUGACAUCUCCGCAACAUCGCUGGAGCUCGACUCACGGAGGCAUUGAAUUUUUCAGCAGAGACCUUCAGAAGACGUAUUGCAGGAUUCUGUAAUAAUGAACAUGUGGAAAGUAUUAGAAAUAUUUAUUGUCUGUAAAUAUUGUAAAUGGCAUUGGAAUAAAACUGUCUCCCCCAUUGCUCUAUGAAA